AUGCUACCGUACAGCCCAGGAAACCGCGGCGGCGGCGGCGGCGGCGGCGGCAACGACCCCUGCAGCAUCAUCAAAAGCGUCAGCAGCAGCAAGAGGGGAGGGUGCGGCUGCUGCCGAACGGUGAACCUGGUGAGCCGACGAACCUUUGUGUUUGUCUUCGCGGCUGGGCUUCUCGGAGCCGCGCUCGUGCUCCUCCUCUCGGCCGGCGACCGCGACAGAUCCUCUUCGCUCUCGUCGUCGUUGCCGUCGACCUCAGCGACGACUGGCUUCAAGGCAACGAUCCCGCCGGGAUCGCAGCAGCAGAGCGACCUGCAGGAGCUCCGAGGCGGCGGCGGCGGCGACACCUCCCCAUCAUCAAACACGGAAACGAGCGGAGGAAUAGCGGAAGAGGAGGAGGAGGGAGAGGGGGGCGACAAGCCCAAGAUCACGGUGAGACAGGCGGAGGGCCGAGGCGCUGGGGGGGGCAAGGUGUCCGUCUUCGUCUACGACGGCGUGCCCGAGCUGGACCACUCGUGGCUGGUGCCGUGCUACCGACAAGUUCGCGAUGGCGUCUCCCCGUGGCAGGACGAGAGAGCGGACAUGGCGCAGGACAUGGGGGAAAUAUGGCUGCACCGCGCAAUGCUCGCUCACCCGUGGAGAGUAGCCAACCCGGAGGAAGCCGACCUGUUCUACGUGCCCAUGUAUCCGGUGCUGAGCACGAAGCUGGGCAACAACAGGUGCGGGGGCAAGACGCACGACGAGCUCAUCAACACCUCUGUCGAGUACCUCGCCUUGUCCAGCGUCUACUUCCGCCGCUUCGGCGGCGCCGACCACACGCUUGUGUGCGCUUGGUGGAACUGCAAGUCGGCGCUGGGGCCGAAGCCCCGGAUGCUACUGCGCCGCACGGUCGUCGGGAUCAACGAGAAGAUGCUUGAGUGGACCAGGUGGGGGUGCGGGUUGGACAAGAUGGUCACCAUCCCCUACACGGCGAGCAGCGUCCUCACCACCAGCGAGAUGAUCGGGGGGCGCGCGGCUGAGGACCGAGAUAUACCCUUCUUUUUCGUGGGCACGGCCCGGGGUCGCCCGGAGCGCCAAAACUUGGACGUGGUGACGGGCAUGGCGGAGGGCAGUGUCAUGAUGCUCGGCGAUCAUCAAUCGGACUGGGGCAUGAACUCGACGCAGUACGCAGCACACAUUGCCCGCAGCAGGUUCUGCUUCUGCCCCAGGGGGGACACGGAAUCGAGCCGCCGCAUCUUCGACGCCGUUGCCGCGGGCUGUACGCCGAUCGUCACGGAGGCUUCGGUCGCCGUCCUGCCGUUCUCCGAGCAUGUGCUCAACUACUCGGACUUUGCCGUGGUCGUGGACCCAGACGCCUUCACCACGCGGGAGAGAGUGACGAAGGUCGUUCAAGAUGCCCUCUCGAGGUCGGAAGCGGAGGUGGAGCAGUUGCGAGAAGGCGGGAGAAGGGGCAUCAGCGCCCUCCUGUACGGAGUGACUAUGGGCAAGGAGAUAGGCGACAUGCGGCCCUUCCUCGGCACCGCUACGAAGUUCGUCCGAGCGAGCUACGCGCUCGCGGGGGGAGGAGGGACUGAGGGCGAGGGCAGAUCGGCAGACAUGUGGACCUGCAACCGGUAUGAUCCCAAGGGCGAGGAGGUCGACGCGGCUCCGCGGACGACUGCGAAGCUACCCCCCCCUGCCGGCGCAACGCGACAGUGGCUGGCCGAGACAGAGACAAUCGUGAACGAGGAGCGGUCCCUGCUUUUCUGCGCGCCCCCGAACACCGGGUCGCUGCAGUUCAGGAUGCUCGCCAAACGGAUGCAGGGCCUCCCGCACUGGGCGGUGUCCAACGACCGGUCGCUGGUGUUCGACAGAGAAGCCUCGGGGCUCGAGCUGCUGGAUGCGACGGACGGGCACCUGAUGGAGGAGAUCUACCAGGAGAACGGGUCCGGUUGGAUCAAGAUCGGCCUCGUGCGUGACCCGGUCACCCGGCUGCUUUCGGCCUACCUCGACCUUGCCGACAGGUGGCGAGAGGCGUUGUCGCCGCCGGGGGGGGCGGCGGAUGAUGCUGCUGCCGGGCAGAGUUCCAACCACGAUCGACGGCGGCUACGGCAAUCGCCGGACGAGGGGGAGCCUACGGGCGAAGAUGAUGACCGACAUCACCAGCAAGGGGGAAGCAGAGACCAUGCACCGCUCACCGGAAGCGAGUGGGACUUGUUCGACGCUAUCGUCGACAGGCGAAGGCGGCGGCGGCGACAGCGGGGACCGGGGCCCCGGCAAGAGGAGGAAAACGAGGGAAUCGCCUACGAGGGUUUGCACGACAGCGGAGGCGUUUUUGAUGGAGAGGGCGGCAGCGGAAGCCGCAACGAAGGAACCGACAACCAAGGGGGCGCUAACGCCGGCGGCGGGAGGGGCGCGGACGGGCGAUUACUACAAGGCGAGAGAAGAACCGACGCAGCAGACCAACCCGUCAAGGCUAACAACGACGACGGCCGGGAGGUGUCGCCGGAGCACCACCCGCUACGACACCGCGAAAUGGAGGAGGAAGGAGAGAGGCGUUUCUUCUGGCAGGGUCCCGGGGGUUGGGACGGCCCCGGGGCGGCAGGCGAGGACGGCGGCGACAGGUCCGCCGUUGGCGGCGGCGGUGACGGCGACGGCGAUGGUGUCGGCGUCCCUACGUUCGUGGAGGUUGUGGAGACCCUCAAGGCGGACGUCUGGGGCGGCCCCGUGGCGUUCCGGCCGGCGGUGAGCCUGUGCGGCCAGCGCAACUCUCCGUUCGACAGCGUCAUCCCGUUCGAGAGGCUGCAGAAAACCUCUACCGAGCUAGUCAAGUCUCUCCCCGGAGACAUCUGGGAGGCGUUCGGGAAGUCCGGGUGGGGGCCAGAAGGGCAACACGCCUUCAUGGAGUUCGACUACGGCCGGAACGCCCGGCGGCGGCAGGGAGGGCCGGUCGGCGAGGAAUCACAACGACCAGAAGGCAACGACAAGGACGAGCCCUUGCCGCCGCGCGCGCGCGAUCUCUUCGACGGGGAGGACCUUUGCGCGUGGGCGGAGUACUACAACGACCUGGAGACCCUAGAGACUGUUGGCAAGAUCUACGAGUUGGACUACACCUACUACCGCUGGUACCGGCUUGAUCCGUGGAGGGAGAGACUGCAGGCCUGCUUGGCUGCCAAGCGUUGAGGAGAAGCAGCGGUCGCCAGAGAGCGGGCAUGUAUUUAGUCGCUGGCUGUGUGAGGUUUCGACCCCCUUAGGGGGUGAUGGGGUCAGGCUGCCGGUGUGGCGAACACGCGUAAAUUGUUUGGUUUUGGUGACGCCGGCGGUGGCGGGGGAGGGGAGGGGGGCGGGGGGCGGGGAGUACUUGUUUUCUUGCCAAUUUUGUCUUGUUUUUUUUUUUGCUUCCACGGGUGCCGCGUGUUUGCCGGGUCUCAGGUCGACGCUGCUCAAUUGGACACAGAUUUUUCGUGCAGCAGCGGUACGGCAGAAGAGCAUGUCCGAAGCGCGUUCUUUUUCGUCCGUUCGCGAGGGAGCGAACGUGCGCCCGAACGCACGUACGUAUGCAUACGUACGCGUCCUGCUUCGGUGUGGAUUCUUGUGCACGGCAUGUAGGUAAACGGUCGACAGAGCGCAAAUCGUCGUGCUUGGUGGGUGUGCGCUACCGUGAUGGGUGUGGUCCCGGAGGCGGCUCGCGUGGGACAAUGUGCGUCUCGGUUUUGCCGGAUCGUGUGUGGACGGCAGGUGGGUGAAGGGGGUCCCGGGAAAUCGGGGAAGCUCAAGUUUGAGUGAGCACCGGACCAAUUGGAAACGUGCAUCGUGUUUUGUAGAGAUUUGCCCUUUGGGGCGUUUGUUUUGAUGGGACGUUUGUUUUGAUGGGACGGGAUUGAUUGUCGACAACGUCACUGUAAGGAGAAGUUCACACGUGCUGCAUGUAGCUGUUCAAACCAGGCAGAAAAAAAUUGUAUACACUACGAGCCCAGGGAGCUCGAUGUUAGGUCUAGGAAGUAACUCUGUCCACGUGUUGUUGGUUACUUAGCAGUGGAUUUACGAUUUGAAACUUGUUUUUUUGUUUGUUUGUUUUCUUGUCGUCCCAUGUGUCGUUGAUUUCAGUUGGCUUGCGGACCCUCCGGGUCCAUUUUAUCCGAGCACAUUCUUUGGGAUCAGUUAGCCUGUGGCCACGGGCAUUGACCGGUCAAGUGCUUGAUGAGUACGGACUGAUGAGAGGUACUGGGUGGAGAUCGGAACGGUUUUUAAGGUGAAAACAACAACUACAACCUAUUUCGUUCUGGGCGUCGGUCCUUACGUCUUUCGGUGUAUUUCUGGACGCACCGGCCGGGGUCACACAGGAGGAACGGCAGACCACACAGUUAGUUGUAUUCUCCGCCUUCUCGUGCGGUGCGUGCCUUGAUCUGUAUCGCGAGAAGAACUCAUUCAGCCUUUCCUUUCCCUCGUCGGUAGGCUUCAUAAAUAGGACUAUGAGUUUCUUUUUCCCCUCAGUCUGGUAAGACCCAUAAAUCCCAAGAUGAGAUUUGGAAACUCGAGCACUCCUGUGCCCGCGGAUGCGUCAGUACGGACGCUAAUCGCCAGCGGAUGUAGGAGGGCAGAGCUGUCUAAGUUGUUGCACAAGAGGGCCGCAGGCAGAAAUCUGCAUCGCCCGAUGUCCGUCCUCCGCUGUGUAUGGACCUAUUGUUAGUCUCGGGCGUAUGUGGACAACGCAAUCAAAUUACAGGUUGUAGCACUCGCACUUUAGAACCUCUAUUAUAGUGUUGCCCAAGGCUGGGGUUCUUAGUUCCUAUCAUUGGGUCAUGCUACGAAAGGUCGCUAUAUUGGUUUUAGUGGUACUUAGGAACCUCUAUUAUAGUGUUGCCCGAGCCUUGUACUCGAAGUUCCUAUAUAGUUGUGCUACGAAUGGUCGCUAUAUGUUGGUUUUUAGUGUAGGGUUUCCUAACCGAGCUCGCAAGUGGUGCACUAGUGUCUAUGUUUGAUACGAUGUUGAGCAUGAAGUUCUUACACUAGCUGCCAAGUCUUCCAAGUGCGGGCGUUGUCUGUGUUCCAAUGUUCGCAAGCCCAUCUUUGUCUUGGGAGCGAUUAUUAUGCUGAAUUCCAGAGCCUCGGCGAAGAUCGAGCGUUCGUUGCGUCUUCGAGGCCCCGCGGGCGUUUGAGGCGGGGGCGUGUGAAUAUUGUUCAGGGUUUGAUUGAACACCGAUCGUUUAAAGUCUUUUAGUAUCAGACAGACCUCUCUCGUGCUGCCGUGAUCCUUCCCGGCGGUAGCAACGAACCCCGACCACAGAUUGGCUGGGUCAGCAGCACGAGAAACCUGAAUAAUUUUCUGCA
Ectocarpus siliculosus is the source of this 5307-nucleotide messenger RNA. Lineage: Eukaryota; Phaeophyceae; Ectocarpales; Ectocarpaceae. The record is from the annotation of a GenBank genome assembly.